AUGUUUGUUUAAAUGUAAACAUUUAAGACGGACUAGACAUCUGAGAAAAUAAAGAAGUGUGCUGAUUAGCAGAGCCGGGAAUAGAAGAUGACCUUGACCAACUCCUUUUAAAAAUCAGCAGAAUGGAGAACUACAGAUCAGUAUUCUGUUCUCUACUCCUCCUCUCAUCCUUCUCCUUCUCCUCCGUAUCCCUUGAUCCUACCCCCUCCUCAUUCCUAGGUAUAUCUCUUCCACAUGGAUCAAUUACAUUCUUCGGAUCAACCUUUGGACCCAGAGUUGAUACAAAGAGGAAUGAUUGGAAACCUGUGAUAAGUCCAAAACCUUCAUUUUAUCCUCAACCCUUUCAGAAACAUCAGUCUCAGAAUCAUUAUCAACAGCCUCAUCCUCAUCCCCAGCAUGGACCUCCACAGCAUCAAUAUUCUCCGUUUCAAUCCCAAAUUAAUUCUCAACAUCGGUUUCAAUCCUUAAAUUCACCUGCUUUCCAACAACAGUCAACCCAACACCAACAACAACAACAACAACAACAACAACAUCAAACGCAGCCUUCUUACUCCCAAUUGUCCUAUUUCCCACAGCAAAGAAAUUCCAACUAUGGGAGAUCAGAGGAAAAAAGUUCUCCAGGACAAAAUACAAAUUUUCCGUCUGAUGCAUACAAUUCAUUUAUAGUCUCCUCCCCCACCCCUCCUCCUUAUGUACAUAGUACAACUCCUUCAGCAGUACACCUGGUUUAUGUACAAGAUUCAUCAGACACAUCUGAUACAAGAUUAUACAGAGAUCUAUCCUCUACCAGGCCUGACAAGAGUUUAAUCCAAACCCUACCUCCGCCAUCUAUCGACAACAUUAUUGAACUAGAAAACCACUCUGAAGUGAACAGUACACCCCAGCCAGAUGCUAGCAGCGAAGCUCCAGUUCUAAAUGAAUACAAACCUUUUACAUCUUUUAACUUCAACUUUUCCUCUCCCUUCACCUUAAGCGCUAAUGAGCAUGAGACACGUGAGAAAGCGGAAACCCGGGAGAUAUUGGAGGAAAAAUCCACAAGCUCUGUCCAUACAACCACGCCGCUGUCAUUUUGGAACUUUUUCAAUCCUCCCAAAGGUGAUGAUGACACACAGGAUGAUUUUGAGAAAUCCGAAACCCCUGAAAAAGAAGAUAAAUCUGAAUCACUAUCUACUAAAGAAGAUGUUUAUAACAAUGAAGAUGUUGACGAUGUUCUUGAGACUGAUGCAGAAAUUGAAAAACCGCCUAAGCAGGAGAGAUUAACAACUUUGGAAGAUGUUCUAUUUGGAGAUACACCAGCUUUGGAGCUUGAGAAACAAAGGCAGGAACUGGAGGAGCUCUGGAAGGAUCUGGAAGAUGAAAACCAAUAUCUAGAUGAGCUGGGCGCAGGAAAUCCAAGAAUACCGCGUAAGACUAGUAAACCCAAGAAGUCGAAGAAGCUGACAGGAUUGAUUGAGAAAGCAUUAAAGCUUGUUCGACGAGUUGAAGAGAUUGGUGAGAGGAAGAGGACAAUUGAAACCUUAAAUAAACCUGAACCAAUCAUUGCUAACAAGGCGUUGGAGGACAUUAAAGACUUGAAGGAAAAUCAACGUUUCACAGAACUUAAAGAUCUGAUUCAGAACCAAAAUUCACUCACUUCUCUCAUCAAGUCAGAAACUUCAAGCCUCAGGGAUAUAUUACUGGAUACAAGACUGAGUAAAGAGAUACACUGUAAUAGUUUAUAUUUAGAGAUAUAUUACUGGAUACAAGACUGA
Messenger RNA from Eurytemora carolleeae, 1751 nucleotides. Its product is annotated as cell wall integrity transcriptional regulator CAS5. The transcript is spliced from 7 exons. Bases 123 to 1751 code for a protein of 542 amino acids. Lineage: Eukaryota; Metazoa; Arthropoda; Copepoda; Calanoida; Temoridae. The record is from RefSeq and is a predicted model, not a curated record.